AUAUCAACGAGUGCGCACGCGCAAAAAAAUUUUAUCAGGAAAACGAAACUGGCCCAGCAAACAAGAGGAAGUUGCGAAAAUUCAACAAAUUUUGCAUCUAAAUCAGUUACUUUUCAAAAAUCCCGAUAAUAAUAUUGAAAAAUACACAGGAAUUAUUUUAGGCGAAGUUUUAUACCAAGCAAACCUGGAGAGACUGACACUAGAUAGGGUUAUAUAAAAAUAUCUGUCAAACAAGCAGUGCAGUGAAAGCUCAACCAUGUGGUUGUUGGCGAUGUGUGUAGUUCUAUUGCUCUCAAUGGUAAAUGUUAGCAAUGGAUCUUUUCUGGAUUAUUGUAACAUGACAGUGACAAUCUUCUCUCAAUACCAAACCUUUGAUCUUAACAACUACCUUGAUGAUGUACAAUACGAAGAUGGUGAGAAGAUCACCUGUGAUGUGACCUUUGUUGCUGCAAGCCCUGAUACUAAACUAUCCAUUAAGUUUCCUUCCUAUGAAAUAGCUGUCGAUGGCAACACUGGCAACGAUAUUUACAUUUCAUCAUACUUUCCUGGUGGUCCACGCGUGAGAGAUGAUGACGGAAUAACAGUGUAUGACUUGCUUGCCAAGGAAUACCUAUUAGGAAAUAAGUACAGUAGAUGGGCUGGGGAAAAAACCACCAAAUUUGACUUCUCAAGCAUAUCCGAUUCUGGACUAAGUUCAAAAGAAUAUGUAUACUACAAAGAGGACCUUGGAGAGAUGAAAGAUAUGGAAGCGGCCAAAGAAUUUGCUAAAAAUUCGAAGGUUUUGAUAAGCUAUAAAGGGGAACCAAGUAAAGAUAGUUUCAGCUUAGUGGUGGGAUUGAUGAAAGGAUCAAUACCAACCACAACCAUUCCCUUCCUCCCUAAAUUGCCGGACACAGAUUUUAACCAAUAUCCUGACAUGCCUGAUGACUCCAGUGUACAGUAUAACAGUGGUGGCACAACUGUACAGAAUACUGUUCUCUACCCAAUUGUCGGUGUUGUGGUAUUUGUCGUCUUACUUCUCAGUAUUGGACUGAGAUUGUACAUUCGUAGUCGAAGAAUCAUGGCUGCACAGCAAAAUGCACGAGUGAGGAGUUGGUUGUUCACUGAGUUCCUCCGUGCUGCCAUUUUACGUCAAGCCACGACAUCUGAGGACCAUGAUAUUCUAGUUGCAAAUGCGGAGGGUGGAGUAGAAGAUCCUACCCCUAUGAAUGCAAAUCGUACCCCUACUGGUGCGAUGCCAGCUCCACCAGCAUAUGAAACCGUGAUUGAAGAAGGAAAUAAAUUCCUUCCUCCCUCAUAUGAAGCUGCAAUGAGCCCCGUUACCCCCCAAGGUGCAAGUGCAGGCCCUGUGCCACAAAGUGAUGUCGCCUCCCAGGCUACAACCGAGCCUUCGAUAAAUGUUACAACUGAGGCUUCAGUAGAUGUGACAGGUGCUACCCAACCACUUGUUCACGGACCACAAAGUAAUGCCAACUCAGAUCUGCAACAGGGACCCAUUGUUUAAACACAAAAUUGAAUGAUAUGUAUUUUGUAAGGCAAUUAAUUUAAAAGACCACCUGUGAAUAGUGUCAAUACUGUCAUAUUUUAAACAACAUGUUUUAUAGAGAAUAGACAGAUAGAGGUCUCAUAAAUUGAACAGGAGGAAUGUAUAUUACAUUGAUUAACAUAAAAAUUUAUGAAUAACGUAAUGAGUAAUUAAGUUUUUACUUGACUCCUAUCCUACCCCUCAAAAUUUAGGUGAUUUGUGUCUUAGAAUUAUGAAAUGCUUUAAUCUAUAGGCCUAUUAAGAGCUAUAUGAGGCAUUCUAGUCUUACAUAUGACUUUCAAACAGAUGGGACAUACAGUAUUCCAUCAACAUGAUUGUUGAAAAUCAAUAAACAAAAAUACAAAAAUGGAAGUGGUUCUACUAAUUUCAUGAUCUUACAUUUUUGUUGUAAAAUCA
Messenger RNA from Owenia fusiformis, 1942 nucleotides. NCBI's taxonomy places the organism in Eukaryota, Metazoa, Annelida, Polychaeta, Sabellida, Oweniidae. The record is from the annotation of a GenBank genome assembly.